Molecule: messenger RNA, 965 nt
Organism: Pungitius pungitius (ninespine stickleback)
Lineage: Eukaryota; Metazoa; Chordata; Actinopteri; Perciformes; Gasterosteidae
Gene: dcxr
Product: dicarbonyl/L-xylulose reductase
Exons: 9
Coding region: 182-916 (244 amino acids)
Biological process (GO): glucose metabolic process; xylulose metabolic process
Molecular function (GO): carbonyl reductase (NADPH) activity; L-xylulose reductase (NADPH) activity
Source: RefSeq, a predicted model, not a curated record
ACAGCGACUGUUGGGGACUGAGUUGAAGACGAUCGAUAACUUCCGCGUUACUUUUUGAGCCCUGCGGAGGAACCCGGAGACGCCGCUUCCCGCAGUCUGCGCAGCAUACCGAGUCAGCUGAUCCACGUGGCCUUCACACCCCGUCUGAUUGGCUUCAAUCUCACUGAGGAUUCAACUGAUCAUGGAGAUCUCAUUUGUUGGAAAACGGGCUCUGGUCACCGGAGCGGGGAAAGGGAUCGGCAGGGCCACGGCUCUGGCUCUGGCACGCUGUGGGGCAAAGGUCACAGCGGUCACACGCACGCAAGCCGACCUCAGCAGUCUGGUGCAGGAGUGUCCGUCCAUCACGCCGGUGUGUGUAGACUUGGCCGACUGGGGGGCCACGGAGGCGGCUCUGCUGGACGUCGGUCCGAUCGACCUGCUGGUGAACAAUGCAGCCUAUGCCAGUCUGCAGCCGUUUUUGGAGGUCACGCCCGAACAGUUUGACCAGUCCUUCAGUGUGAAUGUGAAAGCUGUGCUACAUGUCUCCCAGAUAGUCGCCCGGGGCAUGAAGGCAACGGGGUCAGGAGGCUCCAUUGUCAACGUGUCUAGCCAGGCCUCCCAGUGUGCCCUCAGAGACCACACCGUCUACUGUGCCACUAAAGGAGCAAUGGACAUGAUGACUAAAGUAAUGGCUUUAGAGCUGGGACCCCACCAGAUCCGUGUGAACAGUGUGAACCCCACGGUGGUGAUGACUGACAUGGGUCGCCUGGGCUGGAGCGACCCCGACAAAGCCAAGGCCAUGCUGUCCCGCAUCCCCCUCGGCCGAUUCGCAGAGGUGGAGGACGUGGUGAACACCAUCUUAUUCCUGCUGAGUGAUAAGAGCAACAUGACGAGUGGAGUCACUCUGCUGGUGGACGGGGGAUUCCUGGCCUGCUGACCAACACAAGGAGAGGUCAAUUCAAUUAAAAAAGAAUUCAGCCUACCCA